GUUUCGUUGACAGUUCUCAAUCACACGUGAAUUUAUGAAAUUUAGUCCAUAUUAUCGGUAGGUCGUGAAAUAAAUUGGGAUUUUUCUUUAGUUACUGUUCAAUUACAAUAUCCAGCAAUGUCUAUGAAAGAAGAGAUCAAAAAGCGGUUGCAACAAAAUGAUCAAGACUUCGCUGCCGGUUUAGUUUACGGUAUCAAACUGUGGAAGUCUAAUAAUUUUUACUACAUGUCGAAAUACGAGGUAAUAUUUCAGUUUUUCCUCGACGGUAUCCAGCAGUUCGCGAACCACUUAGCAGAGUUAGGUCAAAAAGAGUUCGACGAUAAGUGGCAGAUUAUAAAUGAAUUUCUGUUGCUUCCCUGUCCAUCGAAUGCACUUCCACCGAGUAUUAUUCAAAAACUUCAGAAAGUUUUCUCAAAACUCGAUAGCAACAUGCCUUCGAUAAGACCCAGAGCUUUUCUGGAAAGUUGUCUAAUUGUGGCAUUUAAUAUCAAGUAUAAAAAUUUCUACAAAUUUGACUAUAUGAGUUACGGAAAAGUUUUGCAGAUAACGCUUAGUUACUAUCUAAAGUACCUUGAGCAUUCCUUCAACAAGAAUGAGGAAGAGAAAACCAUUCGAUUAAUUUCAGAUGACAUACGAAUCUAUGUUAAAUCAGCUGGCGACGAUGAGAACUGGAGGGCGGCCUUCACUCUUGUGCUUCCAAGUUUAUGUGAAGUUAGUCUCCGUUUGAAAAGUCAUGGUUUAGAUUGUCAGGAAAAUCUGCUGGAACUGUUAAAACAAGUCUAUUUUCAAGAUGGAAAUGGCUCGAAAUAUAACAGAGUGCUGGACCAAAGCAGAAAACAUCUCCUAAUGAACUAUUUUGAAACGGACCAACUUCCCGUUCACGUAAUUGCCCUACUAAUUGAAGGUUACCUGAGAGCUUAUCGUGAAACCAAGCUGGAUAUAUUGUUGUUCCUUAAAUACAUUUUGCUGUACGUUUUUGUCGAACCGGAAAAAUCGAUCGUAUUGGAUAUUCAUCAGAUUUUUCAACUCACAAGCUAUGUGUUUCAUCUAAUGAAGAAAUACUUUAUCAAAGUCGACCAGAAGCUGGUAGAGGAUUUCGAUUUUACCGGGAUCAUAACCGUUAAAUUGAAGACAUUCCUGGAAAAGUAUGGUUCAUCAGAAUCCUGCCUGGGGGAUCUAUUUUCAUUGAUCUGCGGAAUAAACGAAUAUAAUCCAUUGAUUUUGGAGACGAUUAUAAUUGACAUCAUUUUGCGAACGAUGUUCAUCAAGAAAGGACCGCAAACAUUGGAAAGAUACCAAGCUGUGAUUGUCUCAACCAUCGAAUCAUAUGUCAAAUUGAACCGAAGCGAAAAUUUUCGAGAGGAACUUUUCCUUAAACUGGAUGAUUACCUGGACGAUCAUGAUCUGGGUGAGCAAUUAAAGCAGUUGAGGAAUCCAACCAAUAAGAGGAAGUCUGGUCUCGACGAAGAAACUCCCGCGAAGCGCAGAAUACUAGAGAACGGAGAGGUGGCCGGAACUGAUUCGAUGGAGUGCGAAUAUUUUUUCAAAUUGUUACUGCCGUCUCAGAAAGAGAGUUCGACUAAGAUCGUUCGUCUGCAGCUGCAGGAUCAAUGGAAAUCACUAUCGUUUGCGUGGCCAGAUGCAAACGGUGUUCUGAGUCAAUCAAUGCUGGAUUAUGUUAAAGGACUUUUGACAAAACGAAGUUUUGUUUAUUGGCGUAAAAUGCAGGAAUAUUUGGCGGAAAUACUUGAGUCGAUUGCAGAAGAGCAAUGUGAGAAGGAAUUUUUCAAAUUGGAGCUUGCUGUUUGUUGGUUGUGUUACUUUUUCGCUGGGAAUACUCUCAUUGAGCAGACAAACCUCUUCUGGGAUAAGUUAGAUCGACAAUUUAAGGAAUUUGACGAAGUGAUGUGUAACUAUGGGAAGCUAUUGAUCGAUGGAAGUAUUAGAGAUUCUCGGGUUUUUGGAUCCUACAUGAAGCUAGUCUAUUUUUAUGGCAACUAUCGGCUACUGGUCCAUUACUACAGACCGGAUUCUAUAGAAACCAGUGAUAACCAUUUAAUUUACCAGUUUCUUACCGCGGAUGAGUGGAAACAGCUAGAGGAACAGAUUCCUCCAAGUGAGCGAAUUCUUCUGAACCGGAUACAUCUACAGAGGAUAAGAGUUUCGCAACUGACAAGUGUCUCACCGGAAGAAGAUCUGGAAGAGCUAACACAGAAGAUUCUAGCACCAACUGAAUUCAAUCAACUGCGAUGGCUCUUGCAGGAUCGAGCAACGAUUGUCUGGUUCAUGCAGCAGCUUAGUUUGGAGCAGAAGACGUCCGUUGUUCAGCAGCUACUGGUUAACGAUUGUUUCGAGGAAUUUAAGCACAUCAUAGAUCAACUGGGAGACGAUACCGCUUUGAUGGAGGUGAUCCUGCUCUCUGUGUACAAACGAAUAGUUGAAGGCAUUCUCGUUGAAAGUAACUGCUCAGUGGCUAAACAUUUCUCAUUCGAGCGAAUCUUCGAGUUUCAAGAGCUGAAAACAAUGAGCCGGAUUCGAAAACUUCUGGAUAAACGCGCCGAAACACAAACUGAAGAAGCGAAUAUCGGUGAUGUACCGCAGCUGUUAAAAUUGUUAAAAGUUUUGGAUCAAAUCCGAAUAGACGAAGUGUCCCCGGAACGGAAAACAAUCAUUGUCGGAAUUAACAUACUGAUCUUUGCUGAUUUACAUAACUGUGGAGGUCGUGAAGUUGUGGAUCUUCAGAGGAAUGUUCUCAGCAAGCAAUUAACAUUUGGAACAGUACCAAAUCUGUUUAAGUUUUUGGAUGUGCAGACACUUAUUGCAAUUUUUGGUCAAUCAUCGUCGCUGAUUGUUGCUCUUCUCCGCCAAACGGUCAUAAAUAUUACCGAAGAUGCACUCGAAUGUUUCAAGUCUAUUUUGGAGCACUUUUUGCAGCAACCGGAUACGGAUUUCCAACUGAUUUUGCUGGUAUUCAACUGUCUUCAGAAGAAUAAUGCCAACCGGAAAAAGCUGAUUCCCUCGGAACAGUUUAACGAAUUGCUUUCAAAGUACAUUUGUGCUAUUGACGAGUAUUUAGCUGGAAGGGCGAUCAAGAAGCUAAGAAAAUGUGAUCCAGAUUGUUUCAGCGCCUGUCUCAAGGGAUGUUCUCUUGUAAUUCGCUAUAAAGCUGUCAACAAGAAGGAACUAUCCGAUGAGCAACGGGAAAUGUUUCUAUGCUAUUUGGAUCAAGCGCUGAAAGCCGACAGCCAAUCGUCAAGUGCUCUGCUAACUAAUGCGCUCCAACACAAAGACUAUCUGAAGCUGGAACCAGAACGAAUCGAACAAAUCGUCGAAAGCCGUUGGGCCGGCUUUCUGUUGCAGUUACGAAAUGAAACCAAAGAAUGUAAAGAGAGCUCCAGUCCAUGUAUAAACGACGACGCCGAUAUUGAUGCACAUCUACAUUCACAACACGUGAAAAUCUUCGCUACCUUUUUGACGCACCACGAUACUGCCGAUAGGUUUACCGAGCGAUUAAAUCAGUUGGAAAGAGAAACGACCGUGGAUGGCAGCUACAGCACGAAAAAAUUCGUCCUGAGAGUUUACACUACAUUUGCCAAACACGCAUUUGCCUCGGGAGUUUCUCAGGAUGUGGAGAAAGCAUUCGUGAGGUCUUUUGGCAACAUUCUAGUAAACGAUGUGCUACCGUUAUGUGUCUUAAAAAAGUUUUUUGAAGACUUAUCUUGCCUGGAAGAGAUCAUAAACUGUUUUUCCGUGAUUGUUGCUAAUCCAAAGCUAACGCUAGUACCAGUCAUUAUGGACAAUAUGAUAAAUUUCCUUGCAAGUAUCAACAUCAAAAAGUACACAGUCGUGGAUGGCGAGGAGAAAACCUUCUAUCAGCUCCAUCGAUCGAUAAGCGAUGUGCUAUAUUUGUUGAUGAUCACAAGACCCAACUAUGUGAUAAACCGAUUGCCACACUAUUUUUGGGUAUUCAACCAACUGAUAGCAGCAAUUAUCAGCUACAAAGAGGGGCGGCCAGCAGAUUGUCCACUGAACAGUUUCGAAAUCUUAACGCUAUCGGAUCUUCUGUUGCCCCUGGAAAAAAUCAUGUCGCUUGCCAAUAAGAAGGUCGAAACGGAUAUUCGUAUAUUGGCACCGUACAUUCUAAUGCAGAUCAUUAGCUUCAUCGUUCAGAGCAAACGUUCGACUACGUUGCAUGAGAAGAUUUCGAGAACCGUGUACAACAUCUGCUAUGAGCUUAUUGCAAUGUAUGAUAAGCACUCUUCUGGAUACAUUUUGCGGACGAGCGAUGAGGCGUCGAAGAAUGUGUAUACAGACAUUGUAAAAAAUUUCAGAAAAUAUCGAUCAUUCAAGGGGAAAAUAUAGAUAAUUGUACAGUAAAUAGUGGUUCUAUCCUCUUGUCUCUCGUUUAUUCAUAUACUUAAAAUCUGUACUAAAAUUUACAAGAGAAGAAGAAGAGAGAACUGCGAAAUUUAUCGACCUAUAACUGAGUUUUGGAAAAUGGCGGUGGUUUUUCGUCACCCUAAAAUAUUACAUAGUCCUCGUUUUGUACAGACUAAAGCCAAAUUUACACCUUUCCGAUUCGAUUCAGUGAUCCAAGCAUUCGCACUUGUCCGGGAUGGUGCCGUGCCGGACAAGUGUGAAUGGUCGCAUUUGAAUUGUAUGAAAGAAUAUUGGUGUCCGUGCACGGUACUGAAACAGAUCGGA
This is a messenger RNA of Topomyia yanbarensis, 4704 nucleotides long. RefSeq lists its product as uncharacterized. The record is from RefSeq and is a predicted model, not a curated record. The coding region runs from base 118 to 4362 and encodes 1414 amino acids. Lineage: Eukaryota; Metazoa; Arthropoda; Insecta; Diptera; Culicidae. The transcript is spliced from 8 exons.